AUGCCAAGGUCUCCUCCCACCAAGGGGGACCUGAUGAAGCCUCUGCUCACCUGCAACUACCCCUCUUGGGACUGCCUGCCCCUCAAAGGACCUGUGCCCCUGCUUAUAUCUUUAAAAAGAAUAACAGUGCAUCUUGUAUUAUCAUUUAUCUGGAUAACCAUCAUUUUCAGUGCAACUCUGAUUAUCCUGGCAUAUUCAGAGAUGUAUACACCCAAAGUUCUUUUUGCUGUCAUACUUAAAAAGAGUACCAGGAAGAGAAAGAAAUGGAUGAAUGAGGGUAAGAAUACAGUCAACUGCCUUUUCGUCAAUUUGGCGCCGAAAGCGAAGAAGGAAGCUCCCGCCCCUCCAAAAGCCGAAGCUAAAGCGAAGGCCUUGAAAGCCAAGAAAGCAGUGCUGAAAGGCGUCCACAGCCACAAAAAGAAGAUCCACACAUCGCCCACCUUUCGGCGGCCCAAGACCCUGCAGCUAAGAAGGCAGCCUAAAUACCCCCGGAAGAGCGCACCCAGGAGGAACAAGCUUGACCACUAUGCCAUCAUCAAAUUCCCCCUGACCACCGAGUCAGCCAUGAAGAAGAUAGAAGACAACAACACACUUGUGUUCAUUGUGGACGUCAAGGCCAACAAGCACCAGAUCAAACAGGCUGUGAAGAAACUCUAUGACAUCAAUGUGGACAAAGUCAACACCCUCAUAAGGCCCGACGGAGAGAAGAAGGCUUAUGUUCGGUUGGCUCCUGAUUAUGAUGCUCUGGAUGUUGCCAACAAGAUCGGAAUCAUCUAA
Alexandromys fortis (reed vole) is the source of this 777-nucleotide messenger RNA. Its product is annotated as 60S ribosomal protein L23a-like. Bases 1 to 777 code for a protein of 258 amino acids. The transcript has 3 exons. Gene Ontology annotation, molecular function: structural constituent of ribosome; rRNA binding. Gene Ontology annotation, biological process: ribosomal large subunit assembly; translation. NCBI's taxonomy places the organism in Eukaryota, Metazoa, Chordata, Mammalia, Rodentia, Cricetidae. The record is from RefSeq and is a predicted model, not a curated record. Gene Ontology annotation, cellular component: cytosolic large ribosomal subunit; ribosome.